This is a messenger RNA of Canariomyces notabilis, 216 nucleotides long. RefSeq lists its product as uncharacterized. Bases 1 to 216 code for a protein of 71 amino acids. The transcript is spliced from 2 exons. The record is from RefSeq and is a predicted model, not a curated record. NCBI's taxonomy places the organism in Eukaryota, Fungi, Ascomycota, Sordariomycetes, Sordariales, Chaetomiaceae.
AUGUGCUUUGGUACCACCUGUCCUACUUGCUCCAAGCAGGCUUGGCGUGGCUGCGGCAGCCACGUCCCCUCCGUCUUUGCCAACGUUCCCGAAGAGGAGUGGUGCACCUGCGAGCCCAAGGUGGAGGUCAACGGCCGGUCUUAUCCGCCGCAGGCCAAGAUGCAGCUGGGGAUGCCGUCGUGGCUGAAGGGAUGGACUGGCGGAAACAAACAGUAG